This is a messenger RNA of Apiotrichum porosum, 663 nucleotides long. RefSeq lists its product as uncharacterized. The transcript is spliced from 7 exons. Lineage: Eukaryota; Fungi; Basidiomycota; Tremellomycetes; Trichosporonales; Trichosporonaceae. The coding region runs from base 1 to 663 and encodes 220 amino acids. Gene Ontology annotation, cellular component: EMC complex. The record is from RefSeq and is a predicted model, not a curated record.
AUGCACGCCGCCGCUCUCCUCCUCCUCGCCUCUCGGUGCCGACCUGCGUGGUCGCCUGGUGCCCAACCCAGUGCUCACCGAGUGGAUCUCGACUAUGGCGCGAGCUCGACCCUGUUCCGCGUCGACGGGUCGUUUGAGCUGUUCGACGUUGCUCCCGGCCAGCACCUCAUCCGGCCCAUUGUGCCAGGCUAUGCCAUGUCCUCGCUCGUCGUGACUGUCCCCGCCGAAGCCGGGGAAGCGCUCCACGUCCAGUCCUUCUUCCCGGACCGCGCCAUCCUGCCCACCACCUCGCCUUCCCUCUCGUACCCGCUCGAAGUGGCCGCCAACGGUCCCGAGGACUACUUUACCCCGCCACCGGGCGUCAACCUCAUUGCCAUGUUCAAGUCGCCCAUGGUCAUGAUGAUGCUGUUUUCGGCCGUCAUGGCUAUCGCCCUGCCCAAGAUUACCGCGUCGAUGGAGGACGACCCCGAGGUCAAGGCCGAGAUGGACGCUCAGCGUAAGCGCAUGGCCAAGAGCAUGGACUGGAGCGGAUCGCUCUCGGGCAAGCUGGCGUCCGCUGGCUCCAACGAGGCCGGCAGCGGCUCGUCGACACCCGCGGCCGUGAAAGCCGCUCCUGCUCCUGCGAGGGGCGCGCAGAACAAGCGCGGCGGUAAGAGGAGGUAA